AUGCUAAAUAUUGGUAUGCUUCAGGAAGGUCAUACUCCAUUAAGGAGAUCGUGUCUGACCACCUUUUUCAAAUGGUAUCGGGAGAGCUACUUCGAUAAGAAGACAAAGCGUUGGAUGGCAGGAGCCUUGGAUGCAGAUCAUCUGCUCCACAAUGGGAAAGGCGUAAAGAAGAGAAAGAAGAUUGAUGAACAGGAUGACAUUGUGGAAAUUUCUAUUGAAUCUGAGCAACCAACGCCGAAAACAGAGGAUGUUAAAUCUGCUUUUUCCCCCGCCUUUGACAAAACGGGUGGAAUUGAUGGAGAACAAUCAAAUUCUGCUCAAGAAAAUACUACCAGUGACCAACCUUCUACAUCCGGAUCAGAGUCAGUCAAAAAGGAGGGUUGCGCCUCAUUCGUAGAUGAAGCCAUGGAAGAUGAACUCCUUGAUGAUUCUCCUCAUGUUAAUGACUUUUGCAAUGGAGUGUCAGCAGAAGAUCUACUCCACAUGGAGGAUGCCUUUGAAGAUGGCAAAGAAGAAGAAUGUCCUGUCGCGGAAUUCGAAGAUCUCACUGAAGCGAAAACUGAAGUGAAGGAGAAAUCGGAGGAUUUAGCUAGGUAG
This is a messenger RNA of Cylicostephanus goldi, 597 nucleotides long. Lineage: Eukaryota; Metazoa; Nematoda; Chromadorea; Rhabditida; Strongylidae. The record is from the annotation of a GenBank genome assembly.